This is a messenger RNA of Knipowitschia caucasica, 762 nucleotides long. The record is from the annotation of a GenBank genome assembly. Lineage: Eukaryota; Metazoa; Chordata; Actinopteri; Gobiiformes; Gobiidae.
AUGAGUGAGGCCACGCUGCAGCCGCUGAUCCACGCUGGGGAAGGGAGAACUCUGACCAGAGCUGAGUUUCUGUCUCUGAUCAACACCUACAACUGGUUCCUGAAAGACCAGACUCAGCUGCACCUGACCUACACUCAAGACCGGGACGGGCAGGUGACUGUGGAGGGCUUCUUGAACAUCUCGUGGGGAGUGACCAGACCCAUCCGCCUGCAGAUCCAGAACGACAAACAAACCCUUCCUCUGAUUCCUCUGGUUCCUCAGGUUCCUCUGGUCCAAAUAGCACCGUGCAGCCCCAUCAGCCCCCUGGGGGACAAGAGAGGUAUGACGCGGUGGGGAGAGUAUUCAGACCUGCACCAGAUCGACGAGACGCAAGAAACUGUCAUCAGCAACGCAACGCCACCCGCCCCAGUCCCGUAUGAAACGACCACUCUUCGUCCUCAGCGACAAAAGCACAGCGAGCAGGAGGCGGAGUCAAACCUGUUCCGCUGCAUGAGUGACGCGUCAUUGGUGAAGAUGAGGAGGAAGGGGAAGUCUGCGGCCCAACGGGAGAAAGAGCGACAGCACCGCUUCUCCAUCAACGGACACUUUUAUAAUUAUAAGCCGCUUCAGCCACCUUCUCCCGGGCGGACUGCCUCAAAAAGCGGAUCAGAACGCAUGGGGAAGGCUGCCUCGUGCGGCACGGAGCUGAGGAACUCUGUGCCGUCGCUCAAUCUCAAAUUCCGCUUCGGGGACAAUGCACUGUCAUUCGUAGAACUUUUUUAA